Molecule: messenger RNA, 1465 nt
Organism: Pecten maximus
Lineage: Eukaryota; Metazoa; Mollusca; Bivalvia; Pectinida; Pectinidae
Product: claudin-18-like
Exons: 3
Coding region: 105-623 (172 amino acids)
Source: RefSeq, a predicted model, not a curated record
CCUACCAGAAACUGUAUUAUACUAUGUACGACAUCGUACCAAGCUUCAUUCUGGACAACUGAGUCGUGAAAACAGACGCAACGAGAAUUUAACCACAUUCAAUCAUGGGUUGCUCCGAUUCUUCUGUGUUGUUGAAAAUUGCCUUUGUAAUUUUACCUCUGGCUUUGGUACUACAAAUUGCUGGAUUAGCGACUCCAAGCUGGAGUUCUAUCACUGCAUCCAUUAAGGGAGUGUCCGCCAGUCAGUCGAUUGGACUCUGGGCAACUUGUGCCACUGAAGCCGGAAAAUCUCAGUGUGUCAGUUAUACCGAUGUGGAGGAUUGGUUGAAAGUUUGUCGGGCGUUCGCAAUAAUCGGUAUGUUAGCAGUUGCUGCUGCCGCCAUCUUGGAAGUGUUGUGCACGGUAGCCCUGUCCAAGGAUUCACACAAGAUAGCCUACAUCUUGGCAACAAUAAUUGCCUUUGUUGGCGCCGGUGCCUGCAUCCUAGCAUGCAUCAUUUGGGCUGCAAAAGUAGGUGACGUGCUUUCCGGACUCGACCUCAGCUAUUCGUUCGCCCUUUCCAUCGUCGCGGGAGGUUUGUCUGGAAUCGGUGGCAUCCUAGUGGCAAUUGAUCUUUGCAAAUAAUUGUUCCAAAUCUGUCAUUUAGUUUAAAAUACUGUUUAUUUUCCGAUAUCAAUAUCAGCUGAUAUAUUAAUCAGUUUUUGAUAAUCGCUAUCAUAAACUGAUCGCAAUUAUUCGAAAUUCUGGAUUUCCUCGAUAAUUGCCAUUCGAGGUAACGUCAGUUAGAUGCACAAAUGCAUGACAAUAAAAGAAAAUGCGUGUGUGCCACUGAAAAAUAUUCAGUUCAAAACCAUAUCCAGCUCCAACUAUCAAGAGGCAUUGAUGCGGUUUAUACACGAACUACCCAUACUACCUCUUUCUUCGUCCAGAAAUGCCCUUUGACCAAGUCAAUUGAUAAAGAGGUCAACAGAUAGCAAACAUUUUGACAGUUAGAAAAUGAUAAAUGAUCGGUAAUGUUCACCUCGUGUAAUGACGAUAGUGACCACGUUUUGUAGGAUUGAUAUAACCUCAAGUGUCUGUGAAUUGAUUUAAGGUUAAGGCACGACUGAUACCACUUGACCCAGUAUGAAUAUCACACAAACCGUAUUUAUGGAUAGCAUUACUUGCACAUGCUAUACAGAACACAAUUCUCCUAAAAGCAGCUUGUAAAUUGUAUUUAUGCUGACCAGCAUUAUUUAUUAUUGUUUAAGGUAUUACGUAUGAUGAUUUUUUUUAUACAUGACAACUUGAUAUGAUAGUGCUCAUUGUUCAAUUAAUUAGUGCCAUGUUUUCCCCAUUGUAUUUGGUUUUUAUUUCCAUACUCUAUUGAAGCUUAAGCGUCUUACAAUCAAAAUCAUGUUUAUCAUGUUUAUCAUUAAUCAUGUUUAUUAUUAUAUCGAAUAAAGUGUCUAAUUGUUUAAAGAAAA